AUGGGUCGCUACGGACCUUCCAGUGGCUCUAAUGACAAUGGAAUCAGUAGCAGAAGAGGAAAUGGCCGAUAUACUAACGACCAGAGUGAUGAAUUUUAUGAGAAGAGAAAAAGAGAGCGAGAUGCUAUUGAAUUUAGCAUCUGGACAGGGAUUCCUAGUCCUCCUCCUAUGAAGAAGAAGACUAAAAAGGAAAAGCAGCUACUGUCUUCAUCCAGAUCGUACAGUGACUUGGAGGUUUCUAGCUCGGACAGUGAAGAGAAGCGUCGUCGACGUCGAAAAAAGAGCAAGCAGAAGACCAAGUCUUCACGUCGUUCUCAUACGAAGAAAAGCUCGAAAAAGAGUAAAAAACACAAGAAGGAGAGCGCAAAGAGCCGUAAAAGACGCCAACGCUCCUAUAGUGAGAGUGACAGUGGCAACAGUCACAAUGGCGAUGACUCGCAUGACUCGGGCGUGGAUAGCCACGAUAGCUUGGAUGAUAUGAAUGAAAAUGAGAAAAGCGAAGCGAACAAGUUUAAGGAAGCGGUGCAAGGUUCUCGCCAGAACAUCGAGGAGGAGGAGGAGAUUGGACCAAAACCGCUUGCGGCAGCUGAAGAGACGGCCGCUUCGUCGCUGCACUACGGCAAGGCGCUGCUACCUGGUGAAGGUGCGGCUAUUGCUCAGUUUGUGCAGAAAAACAUGCGUAUUCCGCGUCGCGGUGAAGUUGGAUGGAACGGUGAGGAAAUUGAGAACCUGGAGAACCUGGGCUACGUGAUGAGUGGUAGUCGCCACAAGCGCAUGAAUGCUGUCCGUAUUCGGAAGGAAAACCAAGUGUACACUGCUGAAGAGAAGCGAGCGCUAGCACUCAUUAACUUUGAGGAGAAACAACAGCGGGAGAACUCAAUCAUGAAUGAUUUCAAGGAGAUGCUGACGGAGCGGCUGACGAAGAAACAUGGCUCUCGACUUGUGGAAGAUAUGGAGUCGUCGGCAAAGGACUAG
Messenger RNA from Peronospora farinosa, 975 nucleotides. Lineage: Eukaryota; Oomycota; Peronosporomycetes; Peronosporales; Peronosporaceae. The record is from the annotation of a GenBank genome assembly.